Molecule: messenger RNA, 1541 nt
Organism: Passer montanus (Eurasian tree sparrow)
Lineage: Eukaryota; Metazoa; Chordata; Aves; Passeriformes; Passeridae
Gene: CAMK2N1
Product: calcium/calmodulin dependent protein kinase II inhibitor 1
Exons: 2
Coding region: 1-252 (83 amino acids)
Biological process (GO): negative regulation of protein kinase activity
Molecular function (GO): calcium-dependent protein kinase inhibitor activity; protein kinase binding
Source: RefSeq, a predicted model, not a curated record
AUGCAGGGACAGGUCCUGGGGGCCCACAAGGGGCCGCCCUACGGCGAGGGGCAGCUGGCGGGGGACGCGGCCGUGGGGCAGCUGCCCUUCCCCGUUCGCCUCCGCGGCGGCGACGGGCUGCUGGCCGGCGGGCAGGGCAAGCGGCCGCCCAAGCUGGGGCAGAUCGGCCGCAGCAAGAGAGUGGUUAUUGAAGAUGAUAGAAUCGACGAUGUGCUGCAAAACCUCUCGGAAAAGGCCCCUCCCGGUGUUUAAAGGCUCCCUGGGGACGCUGGGCUGAGGCCCGGGGAGGGGUCGGUUUACAAUGGCACAGGUGAUCGGCAGAGAAUAACCCCCAGCCCCGCAGCGACCGCCGAGCGCCCGCAGCGCCGCCCGCCCGUGCUGCCCUCCGGAGAGCGCGGGGGGGCGGGCGGCGAGCGAGCCCCAGCCCAGCCGUGAAUUCAAACACGAUAAUAAAUUAAAAUAUGUCUGUGUAAUCGGGAAAAUAGUCACCUGCUUCAAGCCCCCCACCCCGAGGGAUGGACGGAGGAGUCACGCCGCGGCUGUGAAUUCCUCGGGAUCGCUUUUCUCGGGCUGAUGAACCUUGUGCCGCGCUAGAUCGGGGGGUAAGAGGAAAGGGGGCGGCGGGAGAUGGGGGAGCGGGGGGAACAGCCCCUGGAGUCUCCCUCCGGCCAGGGUUGUUCCCAGCGGGCACCUUGUUUACAUGAUUUAAUCUUGCAAAAAUGAAUCCGUGCACUUGGAUGUACCACGCUAUCCCCUUCUGUAUGAAUUUCUUUUUUUUUUUUUUAUGUUGAUGUCUUUGGAUGUUGGGAAAUUAUAUAAAAUAGAUAUAUAUAUAUAUAUUUAAUUUUAGUCACGUUUUAAGGUUCUCGAGGGGGGAAAACCAAAACUUUUAUAAAGGAAAGGCCUGAAGGAAGAAUUGCUGGUUUAUUUUUUAAAGCUUGUACUUCUUGGUUGCUGUGAGCAAAGGGACAGAUUUUAUAUGUAUGGGGGGGCGGGGGGGUCGCUCAGCUUUUCUAACUACCAUGCAGUCUGUAGUGUGGGUGAUCUUGGUUGGUUUUUUCUUUUUUUUUCCUUAUAUUGUGGCAGUUUCCUCUCUUUAAUAGACUGUAUUAAACAUAUAUAUAAAAGAAAUUAUUUAAUGUAAUCACAAGAGUGCCAAACACUUGGAGAUGCUGGAGGGCAGCGAUUCCCUCCCCGAGAUGAGCAGCACUCGGAGCUUUCUGCUCUUUCCAGGGCUCGGUCGAUCUCUCGUGGGGUUUUCUCUGACUUCUCUUUUCUAAUCUUUCUUUUUAACUAUUUUGCAUGACGUGCAUAAAAAACAAAAGGGAAAAAAAAAGGGGUGGGGGGGACAAAAAGCGCCUCUGGUGCCCGGGCUUGGUUCUUGUUUCUGUUUGCGAUUGACUGACAGACCUCAAGGCAGGUUUUUCUUUCCUCCUUUUCUUAAAUAUUGUGUAUGUUGCACUUUUAUCCACUACACAGGGCUAUUUCUGCAAUGUCCGAAUAAAAAGGAAAAUGAAACAAAAUGGAAAAAAAAUUAUAAA